CAGCAGAAGUGUCAACCAGCACAAAAGCGUUCAAGGUGUAUUGGUUGCUAUUGUUGGUGGUGCAUUUUGCUUCGCUCGCCCUCGGUCUCCUCGGAACCAUUUCGGAAUAGGCUCAAUUUUAUGCCAUUGCUCGCUCGCUGGCAGUAAAUUUGGUCAAGUUAAGCCCAAUAGUGGAGCGUCAGUUUUCUUUUACGCGUAAACAGUGUCCGUGGGGGAACCGAAACCGUUCAGCAGCACGAUUGCAUUCUGCGCCCGUGCGGGAGAAAAACAGCAGCACAGCUCCAGCACGCAACAGCGAGCGGGACACACCACCACCACUUGACACAGACGGGAGGCGGUCCCCGCCCAACACGGUCCGCUUUCGGCUGGCGGGGAAUGCGUUUCGUCGCGGAUACGGCCACCCGACUGACAUGAGCUGAUCGGUCCGCCAUUUUUUCCGUCUACAUCAACCCAACAACCAACAGUAGCCGAAACGAGUAGUACGGUACGCGCAAAGAUGGAAGUCGAAUUGGAAUCGGAGCGUGUCUUCCAGCCGGACUGUAGCGACAUGGGGCUGAAAACGCUUUACAACACGAACAGCGUGCUGCGCAAGAUCGCCAACCUGUACGCGGAGCGGCUGAUGUCGGACGUCACGCUGGUGGUGGGCGAAAAUCGCUACCCGGCCCACCGGAUCAUCCUGUGCGCGAGCAGCGACGUCUUCCAGGUGAUGCUGAUGAACGCGACCUGGCGCGAGUUCGGCGACGCGGUCAUCACGCUGCAGGAGGAGGAACGGUGCCAGGGCGUGUUUCCCCAGUUUCUGCGCUACAUGUACGUCGGCAAGAUGACGAUCUCGGUCGACACGGCCGUCUACAUACUGAAGCUCGCGGACAAGUACAACAUCCACGAUCUCGUGCAGAUCUGCAUCAACUACAUGAAGCUGCACCUGAACAAGGCGACGGCGAAGGGCCACUUCGUCGAGUGGCUGCACAACGCGCUGCAGAUCUGCCCGGGACGGAAGGAUCUGAUCUCGAUGCUGGAAAACUACCUGAAGUGGAACCUCGAGCGGAUCGUGUCGUACCCGGGGUGGGAGCAGCUCAGCCCGGGCCUGAUGAACUGGCUGCUGCAGCAGAACGAUCUGGUCGUGCGGAGCGAGUUCCGGCUGUACGAGCUGGUGGAGGUGUGGUUCCGCUACCAGCGCGCGCAGAUUGAGGGCCGGUGCGAGAUGCGCGAGCAGGACCGGGAGAGCGCCAUCAACAAGCUGAUCCACGGCGUGCUGGUGCACAUCCGGUUCGCGAUGAUGAGCCUGCCGCAGCUCGCGAACGUGCUGAUGAGCGGCGCGUCCGUCCGGAUGCUGAAGGAGUUCUACGUCGGCCGGGUCGCGGACGGCAUGAACUUCCACUCGCACCAUCUCGAGAUCGUCGGCGCGAUACGGGCGAGCGAGAUGGGCGAGCUGCAGUUUACGCCGCGGCUCUACUCGAGCGACCUGUGGAGUCUCGAGAUUGCGGUCGACUAUUUUCACCGGGUGGAAAAGUACUCCAGCGUCGCGUCGGUCUUCUUUACGCCCACCAGCUUUAGCGACGUGGACGAGGAAAGCAACGGAUGGGAUGUGGAAUUUUUCCCGCUCGGCGUGCGGUACAAGCCGGCACAGCUGAUCGGCAUCUACAGUGCGGCCACCAACCGGGAAAUACCGGAAUGCAUCAUACGCACGGUGCGCUUGAGAAUCACCAGCCAGUCAGCGAUGCGAACCGAGUGCCGAUACAUGGUCGGUGUGCUGAUCUGUGGCAUGAUGAACGACGAAGAGUACGUGCGCCACUGUCACGUCCGGGUGGCAUACUUCUCCAGCGAUCAUCGCGUGCUGAACAUCGACAACCUGAUACCGAUCGGGGAGCUGCAGAUGGGUACGCGAAAGUACAGCCAGUACAUGGUCGGCGAGGAGCAGAACACGAUCAGGAUAAAGGUCGUGAUCGUACCGCUGAACCGUUUCUCCAACGUGUUCGCACCACCGUCGGAGUGAAGCGACCAGACGCGCGGCAAGCUACGCUAGGGCAAGGAUGGACUUUGGUUUAGAAGCAAACGAGAGGAUUUCAUAGUUUGCGUCGUGUUGUUGAAAAAACGGCCAUGCAUUUCUUUUUAAAAUCCUCUACUAAUUUACACUUUGUGCUGUAUCGAAACGUAAUUUGGAACUUCGACAAAAUUCAUUACAAGACGGGGGAAAAGCUGUCUUUAUUUUUGUUUUUGGCUUUCUUUGAGUUAAAAAUUUUGAAUUUGAACUGAAACUAUGUUGUGCACUGUUAUUCUUCUUUGCGACCACGAUUGCCCUGGAAUGGCAUUAUUUUCCUUACUCUUGUAACACAUUGGAACGUAAAUAGAACUGUAGUUAGUGUAAACCAAA
Messenger RNA from Anopheles coluzzii, 2371 nucleotides. It is a transcript of the gene Tango10, whose product is annotated as BTB/POZ domain-containing protein 17. NCBI's taxonomy places the organism in Eukaryota, Metazoa, Arthropoda, Insecta, Diptera, Culicidae. The record is from RefSeq and is a predicted model, not a curated record. The coding region runs from base 497 to 1993 and encodes 498 amino acids. Gene Ontology annotation, molecular function: protein binding. The transcript has 4 exons.